Penicillium canariense is the source of this 870-nucleotide messenger RNA. RefSeq names its product shikimate dehydrogenase family protein. The coding region runs from base 1 to 870 and encodes 289 amino acids. Gene Ontology annotation, biological process: shikimate metabolic process; chorismate biosynthetic process. The transcript has 2 exons. Gene Ontology annotation, molecular function: shikimate 3-dehydrogenase (NADP+) activity. Lineage: Eukaryota; Fungi; Ascomycota; Eurotiomycetes; Eurotiales; Aspergillaceae. The record is from RefSeq and is a predicted model, not a curated record.
AUGGCUCAAUCGAAAUCCUCUUCAGACAGCGCCGUCGCACCUAAGAACUUCUAUAUUUUUGGCAGUGGAAUAUCGUUCAGUAUAUCGCCCACAAUUCACAAUGCUGGAUUCCUGCAUUACGACCUUCCACACAAAUACGCCAUCCGCGAGUCCACCAGCAUAGACGAAGUUGCUGGAUUGAUUUUGGACGAGCAAUUUGGCGGCGCCAGUGUGACAAUGCCACACAAGCUGCACGUCCACAAACUAUGCACCGACCAAACUGAGACUGCCCGCUUGAUAGGAGCAAUCAACACUCUUAUUGUCAACCACAAUGGCAAUGAGCGAAUCAUCACCGGUGAUAAUACGGAUUGGUCAGGACUACACAGGAUCAUACCAACGGCCAAAGGUCGGCCUUGUCAUUGGAGCCGGGGGGCAUCACGGGCAGCACUGUAUGCGAUGCAUCGGGCGGGCCUUCAGCAUAUCUAUCUCGUCAACCGAACACCGGCCACGGCGGAGAAGGUCAAGCAAGAUUUCAAUUCCGUCUUCAAAAUCACAGUGCUCCGCAGCCUUCAUGAGCUACCUCAAAAUCCCGAUGUGAUUGUCGGCACGGUUCCUGCAGAGACUACAAACGAAUCCCAAUUUGUCUCGAUCUUUGGACCACGGGGUCUUUGCAUCGACAUGUCGUACAAGCCAAGGCAAACACCGCUGUUGACAGUGGCUCGGAGAAAUGAAGGCUGGUCCGAAGCAACUGGAGUGGACGUGCUGCUGGCUCAGGCAUACGACCAAUUUUACCUUUGGACUGGGUGUGAGCCACCCCGAGGGAAAAUGAUCGAGGCGAUUGCUGAGCACGAGCGAGGGAAGGCGAAAGUAACCACGGGAGGUUCGCUUUGA